Messenger RNA from Plasmopara halstedii, 567 nucleotides. RefSeq lists its product as uncharacterized. The coding region runs from base 1 to 567 and encodes 188 amino acids. Lineage: Eukaryota; Oomycota; Peronosporomycetes; Peronosporales; Peronosporaceae. The record is from RefSeq and is a predicted model, not a curated record. The transcript is spliced from 4 exons.
AUGCCGGUGUCAGAUGUGGGAACGCAAGCUGUAACUGCAGCGACAAUAGCCGUCUCACGCGUGCCUACGGACGAACCCGGGCAGAUAUCAGAGGUGAUGGGGAUUACUCUGCGCCUAAGUGUAUCUCUGGAAAUCAAGAUCCUUAGCGCUCUGGUGAUGCUCUUUCUUUUUCUUUUGUUCCUCAUUCUGGUACUGUGGGACCGUUACGGCAAAGAGAUAGGAGAGCUUUACACGUCACCUUUGGGUACCAAUGCGCAGGGACAAAGUACUUGCGACGUCAAGGUGCACGACGUCGCCGACGAAUUUUCUAUCUACCAGAACAACGGUUGUGUCACUCUUGUCUUGGGCCGCUGUAGUAGACGACACCUUGGUGUACUGAGGCAGCGUAGUCUUUGCUGUAACCUCAACUGUGUUAGUGGCUGGCCAAAUAGUACAGCACUCAAGAGCGGGAGAAUAACCAGCUCUAACGCGCUGGCAAUGGCUUUGCGAAUCGAGUCCAGCUGCUUAAGGAAGACACUCGUCACCACUCCAACCAAUGACAUGAUGAGCACCAUCGAAAAAACGUAA